CUCAAAAAAAAAGAGAGGAAAUAGAAAUUUGGGUUAUUCUUAUUCAGAGAAAAAGAUAGCGAUAAAAUGUGGUAUUUUGCACGCUAAGUUGUUUGUUGUUUGCCCUCUCUCAAGUUUUCGUUUUUUCAGAUCUCAAAUUCUCUGUAACAAAAUCUGGGUCUAACUUCAAACCUAUUGAUUCGCCUUGAUCUAUCAUUUUCUAUUGCCCGUUUUCUGGGAAAGAAGGAUUUUUUUUUUUAUAUUUAUAUUUUUUUUUCUUCAUAAUAGUUUGAUUUCAUUUAUGAAUAGAAUAUAGAGUUUGUGAUCUAAGCUUGUAAGAGCCGAAUGGGUUCCCGGAAACGAACCCCAUCAGCGUCUUCUUCCCCCGGAACUGACAUGUCUACAUCAGGCCUUGCUGAAAAGCAUCAGCAGGAUCUAGAAAACUUGGGACUGGCAACACAACCCUUAAAAACUAUGAAGCUUUUUGUUUUGGCCUUAUUGCAAUAUAUUAAGCGAUCGAUAUCAUAUUUGUUAGCAAAAGGUGGUUGGCUUAUGCUUUUGAGUACAGUUGCAUUGGCUAUUGGGAUUCUUCUAAUGACCAUCGAUGGGCCUCAUGAGAAGCAUGUGGAAGAACUUGUGAAAUAUUUUCAGUUUGGAUUAUGGUGGAUUGCUCUCGGAGUUGCAUCGUCAAUUGGUCUUGGAUCUGGGUUGCACACUUUUGUCCUCUACCUCGGUCCUCACAUUGCUUUCUUCACCAUUAAAGCAAUGCAGUGUGGACGUGUUGAUUUAAAAAGCGCUCCAUAUGACACAAUACAACUGAAACAAGGUCCUUCGUGGCUUGAUAAGGACUGUUCUGAAUUUGGACCCCCACUGUUUCCAGUAGUAGAUGGAUUGCGGGUUCCACUUAGCAACAUAUUGGCACAGGUACAGUUAGAGGCUGUUCUAUGGGGCGUUGGGACUGCAAUAGGGGAGCUUCCUCCAUAUUUUAUUUCACGGGCAGCUAGCAUAUCGGGUAAUAAGUUGGAUGCCAUGGAAGAAUUGGAUGGCUCUUCAAAUGAGGAUAGUGGAUUUAUAGCUACACAUUUGAAUAAAAUCAAGCGCUGGCUUCUAUCUCAUGCUCAACAUUUGAACUUCAUCACCAUCUUAGUGCUUGCUUCGGUGCCAAAUCCUCUAUUUGACCUUGCUGGCAUCAUGUGUGGACAAUUUGGAAUUCCAUUUUGGAAUUUUUUUCUUGCAACAUUGUUGGGGAAGGCAAUUAUCAAGACUCACAUACAGACGGUUUUCAUCAUCGGAGUUUGCAAUAAUCAACUUCUCAAUUGGAUAGAGAAUGAAUUGAUUUGGCUUCUCAGUUUCAUCCCUGGUUUAGCAUCUGUGCUCCCCAAUGUGAUAUCCAAACUCAACGCGGUGAAAGAGAAGUAUAUUACAGCUGUACCCGUGUCCUCAAAUAUCAAGGUAAAAAAGUGGGAUUUCUCAUUCACUUCGGUCUGGAACACGGUGGUGUGGCUCAUGCUCAUGAACUUCUUUGUGAAGAUUGUGAACGCAACCGCACAGAGGUACCUGAAGAAACAACAGGAGAAGGAGAUAUUGGCGCUAAACAAUAAGUCAUAGGCAUCAAAGUGGAGACAUACACAGGUUGGCCAUGGCCCAUGUUCCUUGCUUGGUAGUGAGGAACUUUGAUUCUUAGUCUCUUAAAUAUAAUACAUUCUAUUAUUUUUCUGUUACCAUUAUUAGUAAUAGAAAUUCUUAGUAGUAGUAGAUGAUGUAGUAGCAAGCAGUUACUUGAUCACUUUACCAGGAAGGCAUAAUUGGUCUGCACCCCAACUUUUCUGCAUGCAUACGAAGUGUCAUUGUGAGAAGCUUGUAUAGGAUCCUCACUCAGGAAAUACAGUGAACUGAACUAGAAGAAGAAGAAGAGGAAAGCCAUUCUCUGUUUUAGUUUUGGGGGACGUAUUAUUUUUGGGUGGUUUUUUAACCCUUUCUCAACAAAUUGUUGAAUUGAAACUGGAAUAUUUGAUCAUUUUUUAAAAAAAAAUUAAUUUUACAAAGCUCGAUGAUAUCUUCUCAUCUA
Messenger RNA from Humulus lupulus (European hop), 2047 nucleotides. Its product is annotated as vacuole membrane protein KMS1. NCBI's taxonomy places the organism in Eukaryota, Viridiplantae, Streptophyta, Magnoliopsida, Rosales, Cannabaceae. Bases 325 to 1587 code for a protein of 420 amino acids. The transcript has 8 exons. The record is from RefSeq and is a predicted model, not a curated record.